GAUGAAAAGUCAAUUUUCACUGUCAAAUGUCAAUGAAUAAUUGAAGACAACGCGUAUAUAAUGAUCUCUUCGAAAAUUCAUCACACGACCUCACAAGCUUCUCUUUUUCCGGUCCGUUCUGCGAUUAGGACGAAACCCUAACUGGUAUUUGUUUGUUUUUUUCUGCGUGAUUUUGAAACACAAGUAUAAUAAGGCGGCGAGUAAAGGGCCUUGAGAGAUUGCGUUUGUCAAAGUGGGUACAGCAAUGAAAGGGAUUGCGAGGAUUGUGACUUCUCUUUCGCGAAUCGUUUCUCGAGGAAGUACGGUUUCUUCUUCUUCUUCGUCUUCUUCUCUUCUGGUGUCUCGUCGCUCGCUUUUCAUCUCGGCGGCUACGCAGUUUCCGACCAAUUCACGUGAUUCUCGGACGACGAAUUCUGCUCUUACCUCUUCGAGAUCUUCUUCACUUCCUCAGAAAUGGGCUUUUCUCGGAGGGCAGAGAAGGACGAUGUUUAUCCAAACACAAUCGACCCCGAAUCCUUCUUCUCUGAUGUUUUAUCCUGGAAAGCCAGUCAUGGAGGUUGGAAGCGCCGAUUUCCCUAACGUUCGUUCAGCUUUAGGUUCACCAUUAGCCAAGGCCAUUUACUCCAUUGAUGGUGUAGUUCGAGUUUUCUUUGGGGCAGAUUUUGUCACUGUAACGAAGUCAGAUGAUGUGUCAUGGGAUAUCCUCAAGCCUGAAGUGUUUGCAGCUGUCAUGGAUUUCUAUUCUUCUGGGGAGCCUUUGUUUCUGGACUCGCAAGCUGCUGCUGCCAAGGAUACUGCCAUCAACGAGGAUGACUCUGAAACCGUAGCAAUGAUCAAGGAACUCCUAGAAACACGCAUCAGACCAGCAGUCCAAGAUGAUGGUGGGGACAUCGAGUAUUGUGGGUUCGACCCGGAAAGUGGUAUAGUGAAGCUGAGGAUGCAAGGAGCUUGUAGCGGUUGUCCAAGCUCAUCUGUUACUUUGAAAUCGGGAAUCGAGAACAUGCUGAUGCAUUAUGUAACUGAGGUAAAAGGUGUUGAACAAGAGUUUGAUGGUGAAGAAGAGGAGGGAACGUUGUCUGGAGAGGUGAGAGAGUAGAGUAAUACAUCUCCUCAAUCUCCUCUCUCUGCUCUGCUAUAUUUAGUGUACAGAAGAAUAAAUCCCAGUGAGUGCACUGUUUUCUUUCACCCUUUGAAUUGAUUUAUCAGAGUGUUUUGGGGCUUUUGAAUCACACUCAAGAAUCUCCAGAGAGAUCUCGGGUGAAUCUAUAUUGUAACUUUGUUUUACCUACAUACACCAAUAAAGUCUUUAAAUUAUUAGAGUUUUUGUAAGGAA
Eutrema salsugineum is the source of this 1333-nucleotide messenger RNA. RefSeq names its product nifU-like protein 4, mitochondrial. The coding region runs from base 245 to 1096 and encodes 283 amino acids. Gene Ontology annotation, biological process: iron-sulfur cluster assembly. NCBI's taxonomy places the organism in Eukaryota, Viridiplantae, Streptophyta, Magnoliopsida, Brassicales, Brassicaceae. The record is from RefSeq and is a predicted model, not a curated record. Gene Ontology annotation, cellular component: mitochondrion. Gene Ontology annotation, molecular function: iron-sulfur cluster binding; iron ion binding. The transcript is spliced from 6 exons.